AUUUCUCAGCAGAAUAUAGUAUAAGUAUACAAGAUUGGACUACACUCUUUAUUUGUCUUGCCACACGUCCAUGUAUUUCAAGUACUUUUGCAGUGUUUCGUCACUUUUUUUUGCGCCUCCAUCACAAUGAACGUAGUAGCAGCAAAUCUCAAUUACAAGGCAGUUCGCGUUUGCGUGACAACGUGGCGGUUAACAGCCAAUACGAAUGAGUGGAACGAGUGUGGUUUGUGUGAUUGGUUAAGAUCUUAUUUAGGGCUGUAUUGAUUGGUUACUUGUAAGGCAAACCCCGCCUCCUCGUCAGCGAUAUUUAAAGGUACAGAGUGCCAACGCGGACAGAGUUUUCUCUUUAGGGCCAAAGUUUGAGUGAAGGUGUCGCCUAGGAAUUUUCAAGAAAGUGUUGCUGACAGGUUAUCACAAUGCUGCUGCAGUCGCUAGCGUCCUUCUACCUCCUGGCCGCCGCCGCCUUCGCCGUCCCCGCCCAAGAGAAACGCGUCCAUCACCACGCCGACCUGAGCGACCGUGUCCACAACGACGCUCAUGACUUUCAGUAUGACCACGAAGCCUUCCUGGGCAAAGAGGAGGCAAAGACCUUUGACCAGUUGACCCCUGAGGAGAGUAAAGACAGACUGGCCAAGAUUGUAGACCGCAUUGACACAGACAAGGAUGGCUUCAUCAACCAUGCAGAGCUGCAUUAUUGGAUCAAACACAGACAGAGGAGGUACAUCGAGGAGAAUGUGAACAAACACUGGAGGGAUUAUGACAAGAACCAAGAUGACAAAAUAGCAUGGGGGGAGUACAAAAACACCACCUAUGGAUACUAUCUUGAUGAGGAGUUUGACGACAUCGAGGACAAGGCCACCUAUAAGUCCAUGCUCACCAGAGACGAACGACGAUUUAAGACCGCCGAUCGUGACGGCGACGGGAUUGCCACGCGCGAGGAAUUCACUGCCUUCCUCCACCCAGAGGAGUUUGAUUACAUGAGAGACUUAGUUGUACAGGAAACAAUUGAGGACAUUGAUAAGAAUGGCGACGGCAAAAUUAGUUUAUCAGAAUACAUCGGUGACAUGUACACACUAGAAGAGGGAGAGAGUGAGCCUGAAUGGUUCCAGACUGAGAAGAAACAUUUCACCGAUUUCAGGGAUGCCAAUCAGGAUGGUCACAUGGAUUUUAGUGAGGUGGCCCACUGGAUUUUGCCCGGUGAAGUCGACCACGCUGACAAUGAAGCCAAACACUUGAUCCACGAGACAGACACCAACAAGGACGAGAAAAUAACCAAGAGGGAAAUCUUGGCCAACUGGAACAUGUUUGUGGGCAGCCAGGCCACCAAUUACGGAGAAGAUUUGACAAAGAGUCACGACGAACUUUGAUGAGCUGUCACAUUCACUAGCUCACAAGGGGGUCUACGUGUGAUUGGGUGGGAUUACACGACAAGUAUCACGCUUGCAGAAACUAUUCCACAUGCAGUCACAUACUGUGUAUGUCGUUACAGGUGAUUCGUUACUCCCACAUAGCAUUACUGUAGUCAGGUGAACAGUCCAUAAAUAUUUCAAUUAAGGAGGUGUUACAUAAUGUGAAUAUCAUCCGACGUGCACUGCUGACAAAGUGAAACGGUGUGUUUUAAGUUUGAGCUUAGAACGUGCGUUCAACAUUUCUAAAUAACAUCAGACCGUCAUGGUGACAUACACUCCACUGACCAUUGUUUAUGAGGUUGUUUUUUGUACUUAAACCCUAUUGUACUUAAACCCUCUCAUGUACAACCCCAAUUCCAAUGAAGUUGGGACGUUGUGUUAAACAUAAAUAAAAACAGAAUACAAUGAUUUGCAACAACCUAUAUUUAAUUGAAUACACUACAAAGACAAGAUAUUUAAUGUUCAAACUGAUAAACUUUAUUGUUUUUAGCAAAUAAUCAUUAACUUGGAAUUUUAUGGCUGCAACGCGUUCCAAAAAAGCUGGGACAGGGUCAUGUUUACCACUGUGUUACAUCACCUUUUUUUAUUUUACACAACAUUCAAUAAACGUUUGGGAACUGAGGACACUAAUUGUUGAAGCUUUGUAGGUGGAACUCUUUCCCAUUCUUGCUGCCCUUCAGCUGUUCAACAGUCCUGGGUCGUAUUUUAGGCUUCAUACUGCGCCACACAUUUUCAAUGGGAGACAGGUCUGGACUGCAGGCGGGCCAGUCUAGUACCUGCACUCUUUUACUACGAAUCCACACUGUUGUAUCACGUACAGAAUGUGGUUUGGCAUUGUCUUGCUGAAAUAAACAGGGGCAUCCAUGGAAAAAUACGUUGCUUGGAUGGCAGCAUAUGUUUCCCCAAAACCUGUAUGUAUCUCUCAGCAUUAAUGGUGCCUUCACAGAUGUGUAAGUUACCCAUGCCAUUGGCACUAACACAGCCCCAUACCAUCACAGAUGCUGGCUUUUGAACUUUACGUCCAUAACAGUCCGGAUGGUUCUUUUCCUCUUUGGCCCGGAGGACACGAUGUCCACAAUUUCCAAAAAACAAUUUGAAAUGUGGACUGGUCGGACCACAGAACACUUUUCCAUUUUGCAUCAGUCCAUCCUAAAUGAGCUCGGGCCAAGAGAAACCGGCGGCGUUUCUGGGUGUUGUUGAUAAAUGGCUUUUGGUUUGCAUAGUAGAGUUUCAAGUUGCACUUACGGAUGUAGCGCCGAACUGUAUUUACUGACAUUGGUUUUCUAAAGUGUUCCUGAGCCCAUGUGGUGAUAUCCUUUACCCAUUGAUGUCGGUUUGUGAUGCAGUGCCGCCUGAGGGAUCGAAGGUCACGGGCAUUCAAUGUUGGUUUUCGGCCUUGCCGCUUACAUGCAGUGAUUUCUCCAGAUUCUCUGAACCUUUUGAUGAUAUUAUGGAGCGUAGAUCAUGAAAUCCCUAAAUUCCUUGCAAUUGUACAUUGUCCUUAAACUGUUUGACUAUUUUCUCACGCACCUGUUCACAAAGAGGUGAACCUCGCCCCAUCGUUGCUUGUGAAUGACUGAGCAAUUCAGGGAAGCUCCUUUUAUCAUGGCACCCACCUGUUCCCAAUUAGCCUGUUCAGCUGUGGGAUGUUCCAAACAGGUGUUUGAUGAGCAUCCAUCCAUCCAUUUUCUGAGCCGCUUCUCCUCACUAGGGUCGCGGGCGUGCUGGAGCCUAUCCCAGCUGUCCUGUCAUCGGGCAGGAGGCAGGAGGCAGGGUACACCCUGAAUUUGGUUGCCAGCCAAUCGCAGAGCACAUACAAAUAAACAAACAACCAUUCGCACUCAGACCUACGGGUUAGAGUCUCCAAUUAAUGCAUGUUUUGGGGAUGUGGGAGGAAACCGGAGAAAACCCACACAGGCACGGGGAGAACAUGCAAACUCCACACAGGCGGGCCGGGGAUCCUCAGAACUGUGAGGCUGACGCUCUAACCAGUCGGCCACCGUGGCGCCUUUUGAUGAGCAUUCCUCAACUUUCUCAGUCUUUUAAGUUAAUGAUUAUUUGCUAAAAACAAGGUUUAACAGUUUGAACAUUAAAUAUAUUGUCUUUGUAGCAUAUUCAAUUAAAUAUAGGUUGAACAUGAUUUGCAAAUCAUUGUAUUCUUUUUUUAUGUUGAACACAACGUCCUAACUUCAUUGGAAUUGGGGUUGUAUGAAAAUUGACUUUCUUGAACCAAAUAUUUUAGCAGUUAUCUUUGACUGAAUUACAAUGUAACAAUUAUCUAAUUAAGUUGUUGUUGAGUGUAAGAUGUUCGUAAUAAAAAAUAAUAAUAAUAAUGUUACUGUGGAAUGGACAAACAAAUAAACUUUUGUACUUUU
Phycodurus eques (leafy seadragon) is the source of this 3784-nucleotide messenger RNA. RefSeq names its product reticulocalbin 3, EF-hand calcium binding domain (gene rcn3). Gene Ontology annotation, cellular component: endoplasmic reticulum. NCBI's taxonomy places the organism in Eukaryota, Metazoa, Chordata, Actinopteri, Syngnathiformes, Syngnathidae. Gene Ontology annotation, molecular function: calcium ion binding. The record is from RefSeq and is a predicted model, not a curated record.